GACUCUCAAGAGUUCCUGCGCUGUUUGAUGGACCAGCUCCACGAGGAGCUGAAGGAGCCGCUGGCCGAGCCCCCCGACAACGACCAUCACUCGCACGCCAUCGCCAUGGACGACGGCCCCGAGGACGACAGCCGCAGCCAAUCUGACGGAGACUUCCAGUCGUGCGAGUCGUGCGAGUCCUGCGGCGGCGGCGGCGGCGGCGAGCGGGCGGACAACAAGGGCGGGAGCGGGGACGGGCGGUCGGCGUUGCCGUCGGGGGAGGAGUCUAACGAGGCAGAGAUGCUGAUCCCUGAUGGACCUGACUCCUCCCACUCCUCGGGCCGGACCAAUAGGGAGUGGCAGAAGGAGAAGAACCUGAUCAACGACCUCUACCGGGGGUCGGGGGGCGCGGGGUCGUCAGGGAGAGACUUGGAUAAAGACGUGGAUACCACUCCCACUAACGAGGCCACGCCCAUCAUCAGCAGCCAGGGGACCAUCAAGGUCCAGAUACAGGGAAGAAUGGCUGGUAGGUACACCUUGAAUGAAUGAAUGAAUGAAUGAAUGGGAUUAAUUUAAUGACUGAAUGGAUGAAUCAAGUAGGUUCAAACCAUCACAUCAGUCUAGCUUGCCUCAACAUUGUGUUAGCCCGCUGAGCUCAAGACUAGUCUGCGUUAUCUCCUUGAGUGAACAAAAGUCUUCAGGUCUCACAAGCUGGGGAGGCUUGGCGUCAGGUCUCACAAGCUGGGGAGGCUUGGCGUCAGGUCUCACAAGCUGGGGAGGCUUGGCGUCAGGUCUCACAAGCUGGGGAGGCUUGGCGUCAGGUCUCACAAGCUGGGGAGGCUUGGCUUCAGGUCUUAGCCACAAAACGUGUAGUAGCCAGGUUAUUCUAAUGAAAGAGAAUGUGUUGUCAAUAACCUACUGGGAUAAAUAAAGUUAAUAAUGAAUCAUCCUGCCUCCUCUAGGGAUUCCAAACAGUAAAAUGACAUGACCAACAGAAAAUACAAUCGAUGUAUACAAGAAAGGACUUCAUCCAUUAACAGCGGAAUUAAAACAUGUAGCAAUAGCAAGCCCAUCGUCUCACAGCCAAAAAGGCUAUAUGAUUGAACAUGUAACUCCUGUAAUGAAGCAGCCAAUAAUACGUCCUUUUCAACAUUUUGCCAAAAUGCAAUCCGUGAGAAAACACUGUUCUAAACAGCGCAACUCGUGCGAGCGGUGACAUUUGGAAAGAGGUGGGAUCUAAAGAUGCAACAACUAGGAUGGGAUGCUAAUAUGACUAGGAUGCUAAUAUGACUAGGAUGGGAUGCUAAUAUGACUAGGAUGGGUUGCUAAUAUGACUAGGAUGGGAUGCUAAUAUGACUAGGAUGGGAUGCUAUUAUGACUAGGAUGGGAUGGCUAAUAUGACUAGGAUGGGAUGCUAUAGUACUAGGAUGGGGUUGACUAAUAUGACUAGGAUGGGUUGCUAAUAUGACUAGGAUGGGAUGUGCUAAUAUGACUAGGAUGGGAUGCUAAUAUGACUAGGAUGGGAUGACUAAUAUGACUAGGAUGGGAUGCUAAUAUGACUGGGAUGGGAUGGCUAAUAUGACUAGGAAUGGGAUGCUAAUAUGACUAGGAUGGGUUUCUAAUAUGACUAGGAUGCUAAUAUGACUAGGAUGGGUUUCUAAUAUGACUAGGAUGGGAUGCUAAUAUGACUAGGAUGGGAUGCUAAUAUGACUAGGAUGGGAUGCUAAUAUGACUAGGAUGGGAUGCUAAUAUGACUAGGAUGGGAUGCUAAUAUGACUGGGAUGGGAUGCUAAUAUGACUAGGAUGGGAUGCUAAUAUGACUAGGAUGGGUUUCUAAUAUGACUAGGAUGCUAAUAUGACUAGGAUGGGUUUCUAAUAUGACUAGGAUGGGAUGCUAAUAUGACUAGGAUGGGAUGCUAAUAUGACUGGAUGGGUUGCUAAUAGACUAGGAUGGGAUGCUAAUAUGACUAGGAUGGGAUGCUAAUAUGACAGGAUGGGUUGCUAAUAUGACUAGGAUGGGAUGCUAAUAUGACUAGGAUGGGAUGCUAAUAUGAUAGGAUGGGAUGCUAAUAUGACUAGGAUGGGUUGCUAAUAUGACUAGGAUGGGAUGCUAAUAUGACUAGGAUGGGAUGCUAAUAGACUAGGAGGGAUUGCUAUAAUGACUAGGACGGGAUGCUAAUAUGACUAGGAUGGGAUGCUAAUAUGGACUAGGAUGGGUUGCUAAUAUGACUAGGAUGGGUUGCUAAUAGACUAGGAUGGGAUGCUAAUAUGACUAGGAUGGGAUGCUAAUAAUGACUAGGAUGGGAUCGUAAUAUGACUAGGAUGGGGUUGCUAAUAUGACUAGGAUGGGUUGCUAUAUGACUAGGAUGGGUUGCUAUAUGGACUAGGGUGGGUUGCUAAUAUGACUAGGGUGGGUUGCUAAUAUGACUAGGAUGGGAUGCUAAUAUGACUAGGAUGGGUUGCUAAUAUGACUAGGAUGGGAUGCUAAUAUGACUAGGAUGGGUUGCUAAUAUGACUAGGAUGGGAUGCUAAUAUGACUAGGAUGGGAUGCUAAUAUGACUAGGAUGGGAUGCUAAUAUGACUAGGAUGGGUUGCUAAUAUGACUAGGAUGGGUUGCUAAUAUGACUAGGAUGGGAUGCUAAUAUGACUAGGAUUGUCCCUUUGGCUUCUGGACAAUGAAAGAAAGUUGGUAUGAAAACCAGUAGAACAGGAGGGAAAUGCUGGUUCCAACGGCAUAUGGAAGUCUUUCUAAAAGAAUUGCCUCCCGUUUCCAUGGUGGGAUUUUGUCAAGGCUCCUUAGAAGCAAGGGUAAGACAUGCCUCAUCAUAUGAAGUACAACAUUCAGGUUUCAAACAAUUACGUUUAUGUUUUUUAAAUGGAUACGGUCUCCAGCUCGUUGCAAAGUGGUGUGUGACGUGCUGAAGCCUGCCUAUGCACCCGAGUGGCGAAUUACCAGUUGAGAAAUCAAGUCCUCUUCUUAAUAGUGACCAUCAAAACUCUGCUUUUAACAUGCAGAUUACUUUAUUCUAUCCCAGGUAUUCCUUAAAGAGGUGGGGUUUCAAAUGUCUCCGGAAGGUGGUGAGUGACUCCGCUGUCCUGGCGUCGUGAGGGAGCUUGUUCCACCAUUGGGGUGCCAGAGCAGCGAACAGUUUUGACUGGGCUGAGCGGGAACUAUGCUUCCGCAGAGGUAGGGGAGCCAGCAGGCCAGAGGUGGAUGAACGCAGUGCCCUCGUUUGGGUGUAGGGACUGAUCAGAGCCUGAAGGUACGGAGGUGCCGUUCCCCUCACAGCUCCGUAGGCAAGCACCAUGGUCUUGUAGCAGAUGCGAGCUUCAACUGGAAGCCAGUGGAGUGUGCGGAGGAGCGGGGUGACGUGAGAGAACUUGGGAAGGUUGAACACCAGACGGGCUGCGGCAUUCUGGAUGAGUUGUAGGGGUUUAAUGGCACAGGCAGGGAGCCCAGCCAACAGCGAGUUGCAGUAAUCCAGACGGGAGAUGACAAGUGCCUGGAUUAGAACCUGUGCCGCUUCCUGUGUAAGGCAGGGUCGUACUCUCCGAAUGUUGUAGAGCAUGAACCUACAGGAUCGGGUCACCGCCUUGAUGUUAGCGGAGAACGACAGGGUGUUGUCCAGGGUCACGCGAAGGCUCUUCGCACUCUGGGAGGAGGACACAACGGAGUUGUCAACCGUGAUGGCGAGAUCAUGGAACGGGCAGUCCUUCCCCGGGAGGAAGAGCAGCUCCGUCUUGCCGAGGUUCAGCUUGAGGUGGUGAUCCGUCAUCCAUACUGAUAUGUCUGCCAGACAUGCAGAGAUGCGAUUCGCCACCUGGUUAUCAGAAGGGGGAAAGGAGAAGAUUAGUUGUGUGUCGUCAGCGUAGCAAUGAUAGGAGAGGCCAUGUGAGGAUAUGACAGAGCCAAGUGACUUGGUGUAUAGCGAGAAUAGGAGAGGGCCUAGAACUGAGCCCUGGGGGACACCAGUGGUGAGAGCACGUGGUGCGGAGACAGCUUCUCGCCACGCCACUUGGUAGGAGCGACCGGUCAGGUAGGACGCAAUCCAAGAGUGAGCCGCGCCGGAGAUGCCCAGCUCGGAGAGGGUGGAGAGGAGGAUCUGAUGGUUCACAGUAUCAAAGGCAGCAGACAGGUCUAGAAGGACAAGAGCAGAGGAGAGAGAGUUAGCUUUAGCAGUGCGGAGAGUCUCCGUGACACAGAGAAGAGCAGUCUCGGUUGAAUGACCAGUCUUGAAACCUGACUGGUUUGGAUUAAGAAGGUCAUUCUGAGAGAGAUAGCAAGAGAGUUGGCUAAAGACGGCACGCUCAAUAGUUUUGGAGAGAAAAGAAAGAAGGGGCACUGGUCUGUAGUUGUUGACAUCGGAGGGAUCGAGUGUUGGUUUUUUGAGAAGGGGUGCAACUCUCGCUCUCUUGAAGACGGAAGGGACAUAGCCAGCGGUCAAGGAUGAGUUGAUCAGCGAGGUGAGGUAAGGGAGAAGGUCACCGGAGAUGGUCUGGAGAAGAGAGGAGGGGAUAGGGUCAAGCGGGCAGGUUGUUGGGCGGCCUGCCGUCGCAAGAUUUUAUCUGGAGAGAGAGGGGAGAAAGAAGUCAAAGCAUAGGGUAGGGCAGUGUGAGCAGGACCAGCAGUGUCAUUUGACUUAACAAGGGAGGAGAAUGUGGCAAAGAGCUUCCUAGGUUUAGAGGCGGAUGCUUGGAAUUUAGAGUGGUAGAAAGUGGCCUUAGCAGCAGAAACAGAUGAAGAAAAUGUAGAGAGGAGGGAGUGAAAAGAUGCCAGGUCCGCAGGGAGUCUAGUUUUCUUCCAUUUCCGCUCAGCUGCCCGGAGCUCUGUUCUGUGAGCUCGCAAUGAGUCAUCAAGCCACGGAGCUGGAGGGGAGGACCGAGCCGGCCGGGAGGAUAGGGGACAUAGAGAGUCAAAGGAUGCAGAAAGGGAGGAGAGGAGGGUUGAGGAGUCAUAAUCAGGAGAUUGGAGGGAGAAGGAUUGAGCAGAGGGAAGAGAUGAUAGGAUGGAAGAGGAGAGAGUAGCGGGAGAGAGAGAGCGAAGGUUGCGACGGCGCAUUACCAUCUGUGUAGGGGCAGAGUGAGUAGUGUUGGAGGAGAGGGAGAGAGAAAAGGAUACAAAGUAGUGGUCGGAGACUUGGAGGGGAGUUGCAGUGAGAUUAGUAGAAGAGCAGCAUCUAGUAAAGAUGAGGUCAAGCGUAUUGCCUGCCUUGUGAGUAGGGGGGGACGGUGAGAGGGUGAGGUCAAAAGAGGAGAGGAGUGGAAAGAAGGAGGCAGAGAGAAAUGAGUCAAAUGUAGACGUAGGGAGGUUGAAAUCCCCCAGAACUGUGAGGGAUGAGCCAUCCUCAGGAAAGGAACUUAUCAAGGCGUCAAGCUCAUUGAUGAACUCUCCAAGGGAAUCUGGGGGGCGAUAGAUGACAAGGAUAUUAAGCUUAAAUGGGCUAGUGACUGUGCCAGCAUGGAAUUCAAAUGAGGAGAUAGACAGAUGGGUCAGGGGAAAAAUUGAGAAUGUCCACUUGGGAGAGAUGAGGAUUCCUGUGCCACCACCCCGCUGACCAGAUGCUCUUGGGGUAUGCGAGAACACAUGGUCAGACGAGGAGAGAGCAGCAGGAGUAGCAGUGUUUUCAGUGGUAAUCCACGUUUCCGUCAGCGCCAAGAAGUCGAGGGACUGGAGGGUAGCAUAGGCUGAGAUGAACUCUGCCUUGUUGGCAGCAGAACGGCAGUUCCAGAGGCUGCCUGAGACCUGGAACUCCACGUGGGUCGUGCGUGCAGGGACCACCAGGUUAGAGAGGCAGCAGCCACGCGGUGUGAGGCGUUUGUGUAGCCUGUGCGGAGAGGAGAGAACAGGGAUAGGCAGAGGCAUAGUUGACAGGCUGCAGCAGAUGGCUACAAUAAUGCAGAGGAGAUCGGAAUAAAAUGAACUAAACAUCUGGGAAAGGAGAGAGCGGGGUCUCCCUCACCACAACUCCCAAAUAUAACUCUCCCAACUUCCACCUCAGAAACUAUAAUUGUUUCACUGAACCACCCGAAUAAAACUCUCCCAACUUCCACUUUAGAAACUAGAAUUGUUGUAAACUACAGCGGUUCAAUGUUUUCUAGGAAUAGACUAACUUAGUUUAUUCAGCUAGCUAACUAGGUGCAGUAUUAUUCCGUGAAAAACGUCCGGGCACCUCGUCAUAAGACGCCACAGCCAGCUAGCAUGCCGGUCUCCAACAACACGGUUUAGCGCCAACACUCAGCCACAACAACCACCAGUGUAUCAACACGCAAGCAGAUCGUUCGUGUCCGUGUCUAACGUUGUGGGUUAGUCCCGACAGCUUGAGCGAGUCCGUCGUCAACUUAUUCAGCCAGUUAGUUAGCUAGAAUAGUUAGCAAACUAGCUAGCCAUUGCUUUCAGACAAAGAAGAACCCCUCCUUUCACGGCACGAACACACAGAGAGAGCCAAACUAACGUUAACUAGUCACCCAUGUCCCGAAUUCCUAGUUCUGUCUCUUGCCUGUAGUUAGCGUCUGGUCUAUUAGCGAUGUUACCAAACAGACUAGUUCUGUCUCUUGCUUCUAGUUAGCGUCUGGUCUAUUAGCGAUGUUACCAAACAGACUAGUUCUGUCUCUUGCCUCUAGUUAGCGUCUGGUCUAUUAGCGAUGUUACCAAACAGACUAGUUCUGUCUCUUGCCUCUAGUUAGCGUCUGGUCUAUUAGCGAUGUUACCAACAGACUAGUUCUGUCUCUUGCCUCUACAUUUACAUUUACAUUUUAGUCAUUUAGCAGACGCUCUUAUCCAGAGCGACUUACAGGAGCAAUUAGGGUUAAGUGCCUUGCUCAAGGGCACAUCGACAGAUUUUUCACCUAGUCGGCUCGGGGAUUAGAACCAGCGACCUUUCGGUUACUGGCACAACGCUCUUACCCACUAAGCGUCUGGUCUAUUAGCGAUGUUACCAAACAGACUAGUUCUGUCUCUUGCCUCUAGUUAGUGUCUGGUCUAUUAGCGAUGUUACCAACAGACUAGUUCUGUCUCUUGCCUCUAGUUAGUGUCACAUGAUGAUUAAUGAAAAACACACUUACUAUGCAAAUGUACCUAUAGUCCGAUAAGCGUGACCGGUCAAAUGUAUUUUUGGCAGCUAACCGAUUUAACGGUUCCUCUCUGUGCUCCUCCCCUCCCCCGCUCCAGACUCGUUCCCAGAGGCAGUGUCCAGCAGCACCAGACCCCAGAGUCCAGUCCCCAUGGAGGGAUACUGCUUUACCAAGAUGUCCUGCAGUCCACCAAAGACCAACUCUGUCUGGCCAGGAAUCUCCUCCAGCCAUCAGAAAAGUAUUUAUUAUAUAGCACAUAGAAUAUCUUUAUGGGGACAAUUCAGUAAUUAUGUAGGCAGAAAUAUACUACAGUAGUAAUGUAAACAAUGUAAAGACAAAAUAUUGCUGUAUGUGUAGCCUGACUGUCUCUGUCUCUGUCUCUGUCUCUCUCUCUCUCUGUCUCUCUCUCUCUGUCUCUCUCUCUCUCUGUCUCUCUCUCUCUCUGUCUCUCUCUCUCUGUCUCUCUCUCUCUCUGUCUCUCUCUCUCUGUCUCUCUGUCUCUCUCUGUCUCUCUGUCUCUCUGUCUCUCUCUGUCUCUCUCUGUCUCUCUGUCUCUCUGUCUCUCUGUCUCUCUGUCUCUCUGUGUCUCUGUGUCUCUGUGUCUCUGUCUCUGUCUCUCUCUCUGUCUCUCUCUCUCUCUGUCUCCCUCUCUCUGUCUGUCUGUCUCCCUCUCUCUGUCUGUCUGUCUCCCUCUCUCUGUCUGUCUGUCUCCCUCUCUCUGUCUGUCUGUCUCCCUCUCUCUGUAUGUCUGUCCCUGUCUGUCUCUCUCUCUGUCUCUGCAGUAACCUCGUUCUCCUCACCAAAGAGCAAGCGUCAGAAGAAGUACCGUAGUGUGAUAUCAGAUGUGUUUGAUGGGACCAUUGUCAGCUCAGUGCAGUGUCUGACCUGUGAUAGGGUGAGUAGUCUGUCUAGCCACCUUGUGGGGCUCCUAGCCUGACCACUCUAAACUCUUCCUCUUCCUCUGCUCUGUCGUUCGCUACAUACUUCAGUCUGAGACUGCCAUCAUUGAAGUUGUUUGUGGUGUCGAGGGGCGUUGUACAAAACAAAAUCACCAGCGAUUGGAUCGUCUCUAACCAAUCAGAGUAUCAAAGCCAAUGACACUUUUUCACACCACCGCAUUACCCACGUGUGUUCUGGCUCUGGCCCAACACAUCCGUUUCUGGACCAAUCAGACGGCCCCUGAUGUGUCGGCAUUAGGUGAAGGGUCGGGGAGGUGUGAAUAAACAUCUGGACUCGCCUCCCUAUACCUCCCAGAGAUCCUGCCUGAUGACCCCCUAUGACCUCACCCUAGAGAAGCCUCCCGAUGACCCCCACGUAUUACCCCCCUAUGACCCCCCGGUAGAAAGCCUCCGCUAUACCCCCCUGGUACCUCCCUGAGACCGCCCGAGACCGCCAUGGAACCCCCCUAUACACCUACUAUACCCCUAUACUAACCACCUAAUACUAACCUAUACCACAUAUACCUCCUAUAACCCCCAUAUACCUCCCUAAACACCCCUAUACCUACCCCAUACCUCCCAUACCUCCCUAUAACCUCCCAUAACUCCCUAUACCCACCCCAUACCUCCCAUACCUCCCUAUACCCCCCUAUACCUCCCUAUACCUCCCCUAUACCUCCCUAUACCCCCCAUACCUCCCUAUACCUCCCUAUACCCCCCUAUACCCCCCUAUACCUCCCUAUACCUCCAUACCCCCCUAUACCUCCCUAUACCCCCCUAUACCCCCCUAUACCCCCUAUACCUCCCUAUACCUCAUCUCUACAGCAUGUUUACAUUACAUAACUGAUGAAUGGCUUUUGUUUCUGCUUGUAUUUGAAUUUGAUGUGUCAUUUUUAUAAUUCAGGGUUCAUCUGUGAAAGAGACCUUGGUCUCAGUAUGACUCCCUGAUAAAAGAAAAUAAAGGUUAAAUUAAUAAAAUAAAACGACGUACCACUCUUCUCCAGGUGUCAGUGACCCUGGAGAACUUCCAGGACCUGUCCCUGCCCAUCCCAGGCAAGGAGGACCUGGCUAAGCUCCACUCCUCCUCCCACCAGACCUCUCUGGUCAAGGCUGGCUCCUGUGGAGAGGUCUACGCAGCCCAGGGAUGGGUCGCCUUCGUUAUGGAAUACAUCAAGAGGUAAGGACUAACUAGUAUAGCCCCUUAUGGGCCAAAUCCUAACUUGAGAUGUAUUAUGUAACACACACAUGAUAACAUACGCACUCUACACACACGUACACAUGGAUUUUGUGUUGUAGAUAUGUGGUAGUGGAGUAGUGGCCUGAGGGAACACACUUAAUGUAUUGUAGAUACAGUUGAAGUCGGAAGUUUACAUACACCUUAGCCAAAUACAUUUAAACUCUGUUUUUCACAAUUCCUGACAUUUAAUCCGAGUAAAGAUUCCCUGUCUUAGGUCAGUUAGGAUCACCACUUUAUUUUAAGAAUGUGAAAUGUCAGAAUAAUAGUAGAAAUAAUUAUUUAUUUCAGCUUUUAUUUCUUUCAUCACAUUCCCAGUGGGUCAGAAGUUUGCAUACACUCAAUUAGUAUUUGGUAGCAUUGCCUUUAAAUAGUUUAACUUGGGUCAAACGUUUCGGGUAGCCUUCCACAAGCUUCCCACAAUAAGUUGGGUGAAUUUUGGCCCAUUCCUCCUGACAGAGCUGGUGUAACUGAGUCAGGUUUGUAGGCCUCCUUGCUCACACACGCCUUUUCCAGUUCUGCCCACACAUGUUCUAUAAUGAUGGUCAUUAUGGCCAAACAUCAGACCAGAGGACAUUUCUCAAGGAAGAAGCCACUGCAAGCCGUAGUCUGUCUUUUUUAUGGCGGUUUUGGAGCAGUGGCUUCUUCCUUGCCGAGCGGCCUUUCAGGUUGUGUCGAUAUAGGACUUGUUUUACUGUGGAUAUAGAUACUUUUGUACCUGUUUCCUCCAGCAGUGUUCUGGGAUUGAUUUGCACUUUUCGCACCAAAGUACGUUCAUCUCUAGGAGACAGAACGCGUCUCCUUCCUGAGCGGUAUGAUGGCAGCGUGGUCCCAUGGUGUUUAUACUUGCGUACUAUUGUUUGUACAGAUGAACGUGGUACCUACAGGCAUUUGGAAAUUACUCCCAAGGAUGAACCAGACUUUACAAUUACUGUAAGGUCCCUCAGUCAAGCAGUGAAUUUCAAACAUAGAUUCAACCACAGAGGGUGGUUUUCCAAUGCCUCGCAAAGAAGGGCACCUAUUGGUAGAUGGGUACAAAUAAAACAAUUCUGAAAUUGAAUAACCCUUUGAGCAUGGUGAAGUUAUUAAUUACGCUUUUGAUGGUGGAUCAAUACACCCAGUCACUACAAAGAUACAGGUGUCCUUCCUAUCUCAGUUGCCGGAGAGGAAGGAAACCGCUAAGGGAUUUCACCAUGAGGCCAAUGGUGACUUUAAAACAGUUACAGAGUUUAAUGGCUGUGAUAGGAGAAAACUGAGGAUGGAUCAACAACAUUGUAGUUACUCCACAAUACUAACCUAAAUGACAGAGUGAAAAGAAGGAAGCCUGUACAGAAUUAAAAUAUUCCAUAACAUGCGUCCUGUUUGCAACAAGGCACUAAAGUAAUACUGCAAAAAAAUAUGGCAAAGCAAUGAACUUUUCAUCUUCAAUAGAAAGUGUCAUGUUUCCAAUAUCCAACACAACACAUUACCGUGUACCACUCUCAAGCAUAGUGGUGGCUGCAUCAUGUUAUGGGUAUGCUUGUAAUUGUUAAGGACUGGGGAGUUUUUCAGGAUAAAAAAAGAAACGGAAUGGAGCUAAGCACAGGCAAAAUCCUAGAGGAAAACCUGGUUCAGUCUGCUGUCCACCAGACACUGGGAGACUAGAGGAAACCCUGGUUCAGUCUGCUUUCCACCAGACACUGGGAGACUAGAGGAAACCCUGGUUCAGUCUGCUUUCCACCAGACACUGGGAGACUAGAGGAAACCCUGGUUCAGUCUGCUUUCCACCAGACACUGGGAGACUAGAGGAAACCCUGGUUCAGUCUGCUUUCCACCAGACACUGGGAGACUAGAGGAACCCUGGUUCAGUCUGCUUUCCACCAGACACUGGGAGACUAGUGGAACCCUGGUUCAGUCUGCUUUCCACCAGACACUGGGAGACUAGUGGAAAACCUGGUUCAGUCUGCUUUCCACCAGAAACUGGGAGAUUAAUUCACCUUUCAGCAGGACAAUAACCUAAAACACAAGGCCAAAUCUACACUGGAAUUGCUUACCAAGAAGGCAGUGAAUGUUCCUGAGUUUUGACUUAAAUCGGCUUCAAAAUCUAUGGCAAGACUUGAAAGUGUCUGUCUACCAAUGCUCAAUAACCAAUUUGACAGAACUUGAAGAAUUUAAAAAAGAAUAAUGUGCAAGUAUUGUACAGUCCAGGUGUGCAAAGCUCUUAGAGACUUAACCAAUAAGACUCACAGCCGUAAUCGCUGCCAAAGGUGAUUCUAACAUGUAUUGACCCAGGGGUGUGAAUACUUAUGUAAAUAAAAGCAGACAGACACGUCCCCAACACAUACUCCUUUAGGCAUUUCACUGUGCCGCUUUUGUUUAGCAUUUCACUGUGAUGUUUUUUUAAGCAUUUCACUGUGAUGUUUUUUUAAGCAUUUCACUGUGAUGUUUUUUUAAGCAUUUCACUGUGGCGUUUUUUUUAAUCAUUUCACUGUACCGUUUAUACCCACUGUACCCUGUGCAGUUGACAAAUAAACUUUAGAUUUAGAUUUCAUGACAAUUCCUUCUACAACUCAUGGUGUAUAUAGUCUGACACCAGGGGCUCUAUUUUAACAAACUUAACGCAAAUCUAAGCAAUAGUCAAUCUUAGCGCUGGCGGUAGCGUUAUAGGUUCAGGGGCCAAUCUUAGCGCUGGCAAUAGCGUUAUAGGUUCAGGGGCCAAUCUUAGCGCUGGCGGUAGCGUUAUAGGUUCAGGGGCCAAUCUUAGCGCUGGCGGUAGCGUUAUAGGUUCAGGGGCCAAUCUUAGCGCUGGCAAUCUUAGCGCUGGCGGUAGCGUUAUAGGUUCAGGGGCCAAUCUUAGCGCUGGCAAUCUUAGCGCUGGCGGUAGCGUUUAUAGGUUCAGGGGCCAAUCUUAGCGCUGGCGGUAGCGUUAUAGGUUCAGGGGUCAAUCUUAGCGCUGGCGGUAGCGUUAUAGGUUCGGGGGCCAAUCUUAGCGCUGGCGGUAGCGUUAUAGGUUCAGGGGCCAAUCUUAGCGCUGGCGAUUAGCGUUAUAGGUUCAGGGGUCAAUCUUAGCGCUGGCGGUAGCGUUAUAGGUUCAGGGGCCAAUCUUAGCGCUGGCGGUAGAGUUAUAGGUUCAGGGGUCAGAAAUAUUAUUGCUAUUUUCAGAACCGGAAUUAUGGGCGCAGUAGCUGGCGGUGUGAAAGGGCUGGGUUCUGAUGAAUAAACAAGUUGUGGAAGUGUCGAGACUUGACCCCUCACUGGCCAAUCAGAACGUGCUCCAUGGCUAAAUAUGUGGUUGCUUCAGGUUGUGUAUUUACGGUCUUUUAUGUAUUGACAUUUCAUCAACUCCAAUUAGAAUGUUAGUCCGUUAUAGCCUAGUUGGUUAAAUAACCUGCCCCAUAUUUGCUAAGUAUGUUGAACAUUUUUGCAGUCCACAUUGUUCUGAUUUGCAUUUCUUCGAUAUGGAAAUACGUUGUUAAACACAGGCUAGUAUUCACACUGAUAUAGGGGCUAGGCAGAGUGUAAAUUGCAGUCUGGACAUGGACAUUCCAAAUGUUAUCAAUAAGCAAGAUUAAGUGUAUGGGUUGUAGGUUGGGAGCUUUUGGGAAGGAGCCCAGUUAGAAAGAUAUGGCAUCUAGAAGCAAACCGGAAGGAGCCCAGUUGGAAAGAUAUGGCAUCUAGAAGCAAACCGGAAGGAGCCCAGUUAGAAAGAUAUGGCAUCUAGAAGCAAACCGGAAGGAGCCCAGUUGGAAAGAUAUGGCAUCUAGAAGCAAACCGGAUGGACAUCAUGAAAAUGAUCAGAGAGGUUGCGAGUAGAAGAAGUUCAGGAGAAAGAACAAACAAAAUGUAAUUAUUGUAAAAUUGACUGUGUCCAUAAAAUGUAGAUAGUGGGUAUGGGCUGGAAGUAGAGGCCUAGGCGUUGUUGUUCACUAGUUUACUCCAAGUGGGGAAAGGGUGGCGGGGUUGGAAAAUAAUAAAGGGGAAUAUAUAUAUAUUUCUUAAGGAUGUGUAUGUAUGUGGGUGAAAAAAUAAAUAAAAAAUUAAGCAAGAUUACGUUCACAAAGCUAUUGAUGAGGUCUACUAAAAAUGAAAGGGUAGCUUGUUUUAAAUAGGCUCUGUCUAAAUACAGUACCAGCCACCAUUUAUAGUUCCCUGUGGGCGUUUUAACACAGACAAGACAACUUCGACUAUGGAGGGUUUUACACACAUCCAGACUUUCCACAGGAGCGGUACAAAGAUCCAAUAUACAGAGAAGGGGGGAACGUCCACUCACCGGUAUACUGCUCCCCAAUGGCAUGUUCAAUAAACACCAUGGAACCGUCUCACAGUUUCAGAUUGGCACUUGUCCAGAAAUGGCAGACGAAAUUGCAUUGCAUUCAGCCAUAUACGUUCUCACCAUAAACCCAUGGUUCCAGCCAUUACUACAGGCCGUUCUCACCAUGAACCCAUGGUUCCAGCCAUUACUACAGGCCGUUCUCACCAUAAACCCAUGGUUCCAGCCAUUACUACAGGCCGUUCUCACCAUAAACCCAUGGUUCCAGCCAUUACUACAGGCCGUUCUCACCAUAAACCCAUGGUUCCAGCCAUUACUACAGGCCGUUCUCACCAUAAACCCAUGGUUCCAGCCAUUACUACAGGCCGUUCUCACCAUGAACCCAUGGUUCCAGCCAUUACUACAGGCCGUUCUCACCAUAAACCCAUGGUUCCAGCCAUUACUACAGGCCGUUCUCCCCAUAAACCCAUGGUUCCAGCCAUUACUACAGGCCGUUCUCACCAUAAACCCAUGGUUCCAGCCAUUACUACAGGCCGUUCUCACCAUAAACCCAUGGUUCCAGCCAUUACUACAGGCCGUUCUCCCCUCAGCAGCCUUUACUCUAGUCUAGGCUACAAGCGGGUUCAGCGUCAAGGACAGAGAUCUGAAUUCCCGCUAUUUGACAGUUCGGUCCAACCGAUGAAAGUGGAAAAUGCUAUUUUUGUACAAAAUGAUCAAGGAAAAACAAUAAGCAGCCUGUUGUAAUAACUUGAUGUUCCUAAACAGACUUCCUACAGUCACUGGCACCUUUCAUUCAAUGGGCAUCGCACAUAGACCUAAUGAGUCCAAACUUUUCACAGAAGCUGCAAGGACAAAAACAACGUCCAUUAUAAAGAUACAAUGGGAAUGUCUGUUGACUGUUUUGCUGCUCUUGAUAUUUUAAAUAAACGUUGCGGGUUAGGCUGCUGGUUAGGCUGCUGGUUAGGCUGCUGGUUAGGCUGCUGGUUAGGGUACUGGUUAGGCUGCUGGUUAGGCUACUGGUUAGGCUGCUGGUUAGGCUACUGGUUAGGCUGCUGGUUAGGCUACUGGUUAGGCUGCUGGUUAGGGUACUGGUUAGGGUACUGGUUAGGCUGCUGGUUAGGCUACUGGUUAGGCUGCUGGUUAGGCUGCUGGUUAGGCUACUGGUUAGGCUGCUGGUUAGGCUACUGGUUAGGCUGCUGGUUAGGCUGCUGGUUAGGCUGCUGGUUAGGCUGCUGGUUAGGCUGCUGGUUAGGGUACUGGUUAGGCUGCUGGUAGGCGCUGUUAGGCUGCUGGUUAGUGCUGGUUGAGGCUGCUGGUUAGCUACUGGUAGGCUGCUGGUUUAAAGGCUCUGGUUAGGCUACUGGGUAGGGUACUGGUUAGGCUGCUGGUAGGUACUGCGUUAGGGUAUGUUGCUGCUGGUUAGGAGCGGUUAGGCUACUGGUACUGCUGGUUAGGCUACUGGUUAGGCUACUGGUUAUGGCUAACUGGGUUAGGGUACUGGUUUAGGCUGCUGGUUAGGGUACCGGUUUUAGGGGUACCGGUUAGGGCUGUCCGGUUAGGCUGCCGGUUUAGGAUGCUGGUUAGGGCUGCUGGUUAGGGUACUUGGUUAGGCCUACUGGUUUAGGGUAACUGGUUAGGAAUGCUGGGUUAGGCUGCUGGUUAGGGUUACUGGUUAGGCUACUGGUUUAGGGUACUGGUUAGGCUACUGGUUAGGCUGCUGGUUAGGCUGCUGUGCGCCUCCACUGACAAUAGAUGCCAUAACCAGUUGCGUUACCGCUAAGACCAGCUUCUAGUCUUCAAUACCACCAGUAGCGCUGCCUGAAACUGGCACAUUGGCGCACGGUUUGAAGGACACCUAAAAUAUUUCCACCUCUCCCGCCUCAGCGCAAGCGAGCUGAUGAAUAAAAUAAUGGAUGAACUCACUGACUGGAAGUCUCUCUGGAUAAGAGCAUCUGCUAAAUGACUCACUAACUGGAAGUCGCUCUGGAUAAGAGCGUCUGCUAAAUGACUAAAAUGUAAAUGUAAUAUAAGAGAAGGUAUAUUAAGCAGAGCGCUGGCUUUUACAAGUUGAAAUUUACAUGUACAUUUAAGUCAUUUAGCAGACGCUCUUAUCCAGAGCGACUUACAAAUUGGUGCAUUCAACUUAGGAUAGCCAGUGGGACAACCACUUUUUUUUUUAUGGGGGGGUGGGGAAGGUGGUCAGUGACUCCGCUGUCCUGGCGUCGUGGGGGAGCUUGUUCCACCAUUGGGGUGCCAGAGCAGCGAACAGUUUUGACUGGGCUGAGCGGGAACUGUGCUUCCGCAGAGGAAGGGGAGCCAGCAGGCCAGAGGUGGAUGAACGCAAUGCCCUCGUUUGGGUGUAGGGUCUGAUCAGAGCCUGAAGGUACGGAGGUGCCGUUCCCCUCACAGCUCCGUAGGCCCCAAGUGUGUUGUAUAGGGGGUCAACAUAUAGGGGUUAUAGGUCAUAGUGGAUAGUCUGCUGACACCAAGUGUGUUGUAUAGGGGGGUCAACAGUUUUUCCUGAGCAUGUGACUCGACCAGAAAACCCCAGAUAUUCCUUCGUUAAAGCCGAUAAACACAUUGUUAGUAAGUUGUGUGACGUCUAUUCUGUUAAUGGUACAACUCUAAGCUGUGACUGUGUCCUUGUGUUCCAGCUGGUUCUGGGGACCUGUGGUGACCCUACAGGACUGCCUGGCUGCCUUCUUCGCCCGGGACGAGCUGAAAGGAGACAACAUGUACAGCUGUGAGAAAUGCAAGAAGUGAGCACCUCCCAAACUCAGACUUUAAAAAGGAUAUUUAAAUUAUUGUUAGAUACAUGACUGAAUGGAACUUCUACACGAAUAAAGAUUUAAUAAAGACUGCUUUUCUUUAUUCUCAUAGAUUACGGAAUGGAGUGAAAUUCUGCAAAGUUCAGAGUGUACCAGAGGUGAGCGCUCCACGACGUUCAUCAUGUCACAGCAACUAAAUCAGAGUCGGUUCAUUGUUGAAUCGAAAGAGUCGUUGAAUAUCAUUAUUACAUUAUUUGUAAUCCUGUCCAGAUCCUGUGUAUCCACCUGAAGCGGUUUAGACAUGAGCUGAUGUUCUCCACUAAGAUCGGGACUCACGUCUCCUUCCCAUUGGAGGGCCUGGACCUGCAGCCCUUCCUGGCCAAGGACAGCUCCGCCCACACCACCUCCUACGACCUGCUGUCGGUCAUCUGUCACCAUGGCACCGCCAGCAGUGAGUGUUCCUCCGUCCGGGCCACUGGCCAAUCCCCCUCUGAGAUGGGAGGAUGUUACAGAGCAUUCAGAUAGAAAUGUAUGAACGUAGAAUAGGUAUGGUAAUGUCUAGAUUGGGGAGUUGUCUCAGCUCUAUUUGUUCUGAACGUAGAAUAGGUAUGGUAAUGUGUAGAUUGGGGAGUUGUCUCAGCUCUAUUUGUUAUGAACGUAGAAUAGGUAUGGUAAUGUCUAGAUUGGGGAGUUGUCUCAGCUCUAUUUGUUCUGAACGUAGAAUAGGUAUGGUAAUGUGUAGAUUGGGGAGUUGUCUGAGCUCUAUUUGUUCUGAACGUAGAAUAGGUAUGGUAAUGUGUAGAUUGGGGAGUUGUCUCAGCUCUAUUUGUUAUGAACGUAGAAUAGGUAUGGUAAUGUGUAGAUUGGGGAGUUGUCUCAGCUCUAUUUGUUAUGAACGUAGAAUAGGUAUGGUAAUGUGUAGAUUGGGGAGUUGUCUCAGCUCUAUUUGUUAUGAACGUAGAAUAGGUAUGGUAAUGUGUAGAUUGGGGAGUUGUCUCAGCUCUAUUUGUUAUGAACGUAGAAUAGGUAUGGUAAUGUGUAGAUUGGGGAGUUGUCUCAGCUCUAUUUGUUCUGAGUGUUGUUGAACAGAUAUUGUAGUCUGACAUUGUCAGGUAGGUUGUUUUUGGUUGGCACUCCUAUGAUGUAUAAUGAAAGACUGAAAGUGAUUCAUUGAGAUUAGGAUACAUCCAUGCAGUGGUUGACGUUACUCUCACUACCAUGCUCUUCUUGUCUAGCUAACUGCUACUCCGUGUUUAUAGCCAAGUCAUCGUUACUCAUUGUGGAUUUAUUACUUGUGUUAUUAUUGUUCUGUUAUUGAAAAAAAAUCAAUCUCUGCAUUGUUGGGAUGUAAGUAGCAUAUCACUCUUAGUCUACACCUGGUUACUAAGCAUCACUCUUAGUCUACACCUGGUUACUAAGCAUCACUCUUAGUCUAUACCUGGUUACUAAGCGUCACUCUUAGUCUAUACCUGGUUACUAAGCAUCACUCUUAGUCUAUACCUGGUUACUAAGCAUCACUCUUAGUCUAUACCUGGUUACUAAGCAUCACUCUUAGUCUAUACCUGGUUACUAAGCAUCACUCUUAGUCUAUACCUGGUUACUAAGCGUCACUCUUAGUCUAUACCUGGUUACUAAGCGUCACUCUUAGUCUAUACCUGGUUACUAAGCGUCACUCUUAGUAUAUACCUGGUUACUAAGCGUCACUCUUAGUCUAUACCUGGUUACUAAGCGUCACUUUAGUCUAUACCUGGUUACUAAGCGUCACUCUAGUCUAUACCUGGUUACUAAGCGUCACUCUUAGUCUAUACCUGGUUACUAAGCGUCACUCUUAGUCUAUACCUGGUUACUAAGCAUCACUCUUAGUCUAUACCUGGUUACUAAGCGUCACUCUUAGUCUAUACCUGGUUACUAAGCGUCACUCUUAGUCUAUACCUGGUUACUAAGCGUCACUCUUAGUCUAUACCUGGUUACUAAGCGUCACUCUUAGUCUAUACCUGGUUACUAAGCAUCACUCUUAGUCUAUACCUGGUUACUAAGCAUCACUCUUAGUCUAUACCUGGUUAAUAACCUCCUCCUCUCCCCCCAGGUGGUCACUACAUAGCCUACUGCAGGAAUGACCUGAAUAACCUGUGGUAUGAGUUUGAUGACCAGAGCGUCACCGAGGUGUCAGAGUCCUGUGUCCAGAACGCUGAGGCCUACGUCCUCUUCUACAAGUAAGACACAAAACCAUACAAUUACAUCAGUCAUUUAUAGACAAAACCAUAGAAUGACAGUCAUUUAAUAGGAUCUCUGUGCACAAAGCAACACAGCAUAACCACCAACCCAAGAGCAAAUCUAUGAUGUAAUGAUACCCUGUGGGGUGACUUCCUGUUUACAGAUUUGAGCCUCCCUUGAGGCAGUGGCAGCGUUACAGAUUAUCAUUUACACUGAACAAAAAUAGAAACGCAACAUUUUAAAAGAUUUUACUGUGUUAGUUAAUAUAAGGAAAUCAGUCAAUUGAAAUAAAUUCAUCAGGCCCUAAUCUAUGGAGUUUACAUGACUGGGAAUACAGAUAUGCAUCUGUUGGUCACAGAUACCUUUUUUUAAAAGGUAGGGGUGUGGAUCAGAAAACAGUCAAUAUCUGGUGUGACCACCAUUUGCCUCAUGCAGCGCGACACAUCUCCUUCACAGAGUUGAUCAGGCUGUUGAUUGUGGCCUGUGGAAUGUUGUUCCCACUCCUCUUCAAUGGCUGUGCGAAGUUGGCUGGAUAUUGGUGGGAACUGGAACACGCUGUCGUACACGUCGAUCCAAAGCAUCCCAAACAUGCUCAAUGGGUGACAUGUCUGGUGGGUAUGCAGGCCAUGGAAGAACUGGGACAUUUUCAGCUUCCAGGAAUUGUGCACAGAUCCUUGCGACAUGGAGACGUGCAUUAUCAUGCUGAAACAUGAGGUGAUGGCCUCUCCGGUCCAGUUCUGGUUUAGGACCUAUUUAACCGGUCGAGAGUUGUUGUUUUUUGUCACCCUUGGUGAACAUAACUCAGAGAAAAUACAUAUCACAUGUGGCGUUCCAUAGGGUUCGAUUUUGGGUCCGGUACUGUUCAGUUUAUAUAUGUUACCCCUUGGCAGCGUUAUCAGAAAGCACAGCAUUGAUUUUCACUGCUACGCUGACGAUACACAACUUUACAUUUCUGUCUCACCAGAGGAUUUUAGCUCCAUGGAUAAAUUUGACUGUAUUAUUGAUUUAAAUACUUACACUAAUUUUUUUUACAUUUUAGUCAUUUUAGCAGACGCUCUUAUCCAGAGCGACUUACAGUUAGUGAGUGCAUACAUUUUCAUACUGGCCCCCCGUGGGAAAACGAACCCACAACCCUGCCGUUGCAAGCGCCAUGCUCUACCAACUCAGCUACAGGGGACUACUUGGAUGGCUCACAACUUCCUCCAGCUAAAUCAAAACAAGACCGAGGUACUUGUUGUUGGAGUCAAAGCACAGAGAGAGAAUCUGGCCGCACAUUAUAAUUCACUGGCAAUAAAGAUGAAACACCAGGUUAAAAACCUAGGUGUUAUUUUAGAUUCUGAACUAAAUUUCGAAUCGCACAUUAGGAAUGUGACCAAAACAGCUUUUUACCGCCUGAGGAACAAUGCCAAGUUGCGGCCGUUUCUAACUCGGGCUAAUAAAGAGAGACUCUAAUGGUUUUUAAAUAAAUCCACGAUUGUGCACCCCAAUACAUGUCAGUCAUGCUUUUAAGUUAUAUACCCAGUAUACAUUCAAUUAUCUGGCAACAGCUCUGUUGGAGAUUCAUGCAGUCAGCAUGCCAAUUGCACGCUCCCUCAAAACUUGCACAUUUUAGUGGCCUUUUAUUGUCCCCAGCACAAGGUGCACCUGUGUAAUGAUCAUGCUGUUUAAUCAGCUUCUUGAUAUGCCACACCUGUCAGGUGGAUGGAUUAUCUUGGCAAAGGAGAAAUGCUCACUAACAGGGAUGUAAACAAAUUUGUGCACGUAAUUUGAGAGAAAUAAGCUUUUUGUCCGUACAGAACAUUUCUGGGAUAUUUUAUUUCAGCUCAUGAAACAUGGGACCAACACUUUACAUGUAGCGUUGAUAUUUUUGUUCAGUAUAAUUGUUUUCUGUAAGAAAGGAAGUUGUCCUGCUGUGCUACAGACCCUGACUAGUGCCAAUCUGAUUUUCUUUAGUUUAGCGUUAAUGAUGUGUGUUCCCCUCCAGGAAGAGCAACGAGGACGCUCCGAAGGAGAGGAGGAGGGUGACGGGUCUACUCAACAUGACGGAGGCCAGUCUGCUACAGUUCUACGUCUCCAGACAGUGGCUCAACAAGUUCAAGACCUUCGCUGAGCCUGGACCUAUCUCCAACGACGACUUCCUCUGCUCACACGGAGGUGCAGAGAUAACUAUAUCUAGCUGAAUCUGUCAGUCAACCAACCAAUCAAUCGAUGGCUUGUACUAGUCAGUCAUUUUAUCAAUAAAAGUUGAGAGAAAAGGAAAUGGGGCCUAAUCAAAUCAAAUCAAAUUUCUAGCUCCGACAGUGCAGUAAUAUCUAACAAUUUCACAACAUAUACCUAAUGAAUGUGUCUACUCAGUGUUAUUGACUAAAUGAAGCUCAUAAUGACGUGGUUAUAGUGUGUUUAAAUGGUGUUGUGUUAUCAGGUGUGCCACCUGCCAAGGCAGCGUUCAUCGAUGAUCUGGUAGUGAUGCUGCCUCAGAAUGUGUGGGACCACCUCUACAGCAGGUAGAUAUUCUAAUGAAGAGAUAAUGUCCUAACCUCUACAGCAGGUAGAUAUUCUAAUGAAGAGAUAAUGUCCUAACCUCUACAGCAGGUAGAUAUUCUAAUGAGAGAUAAUGUCCUAACCUCUUACAGCAGGUAGAUAUUCUAAUGAAGAGAUAAUGUCCUAACCUCUACAGCAGGUAGAUAUUCUAAUGAAGAGAUAAUGUCCUAACCUCUACAGCAGGUAGAUAUUCUAAUGAAGAGAUAAUGUCCUAACCUCUACAGCAGGUAGAUAUUCUAAUGAAGAGAUAAUGUCCUAACCUCUACAGCAGGUAGAUAUUCAAUGAAGCGAUAAUGUUCCUAAACCUCUACAGCAGGUAGUAUUCUAAUGAAGAGAUAAUGUCCUAACCUUCUACAGCAGGUAGAUAUUCUAAUGAAGAGAUAAUGUCCUAACCUCUACAGCAGGUAGAUUUCUAAUGAAGGAGUUCAUGUUCCUACACCUCUACAGCAGGUAGCUAUUCUAAUGAAGAGAGAUAAUGUCCUAACCGUCUACAGCCAGGUAGAUAUUCUGAAUGAAGAGAUAAUGUCCCUAACCUCUACAGCAGGUAGAUAUUUCUAAUGAAGAGACUUAAUGUCCUCUACCCUCCUUACAGCAGGGUAGAUAUUCUAAUGAAGAGAUAAUGUCCUAACCUCUACAGCAGGUCGAUAUUCUUAAUGAAGGAACGAUAAUGUCCUAACGUCUACAGCAGGGUAGAAUUUCUAAUGAAGAGAUAAUGUCCCUAACCUCUACAGCAGGUAGAUAUUCUAAUGAAGAGAUAAUGUCCUAACCUCUACAGCAGGUAGAUAUUCUAAUGAAGAGAUAAUGUCCUAACGUCUACAGCAGGUAGAUAUUCUAAUGAAGAGAUAAUGUCCUAACCUCUACAGCAGGUAGAUAUUCUAAUGAAGAGAUAAUGUCCUAACCUCUACAGCAGGUAGAUAUUCUAAUGAAGAGAUAAUGUCCUAACCUCUACAGCAGGUAGAUAUUCUAAUGAAGAGAUAAUGUCCUAACCUCUACAGCAGGUAGAUAUUCUAAUGAAGAGAUAAUGUCCUAACGUCUACAGCAGGUUAACACCCAUUAGAGAUACAUUAUAUUCUAGUUAAACUAUUAUGCCCAAGAGGCUGAAGUCUGUAACUGUGGUCACUGGUCAGGUGUGUUACUAAGCUGUGAUUGGUCUGUUCAGGUACGGAGGCGGGCCUGCUGUCAACCACCUGUACGUGUGUCACACCUGCCAGACGGAGAUUGAGAAACUGGAGAAGAGACGCAAGACUGAGUUGGACAUGUUUGUCCGGGUAAGGAUUAAUAUGGUGGAAAUUGCCUCUAAUUUUAAAUCAAUGGAGAACGGUGCACAAAUUCCACUAACCUUCCCGAAAUUCCCAGGAUUUCCUGCUUAUUCCCCCCCCUCCUGAUUCCUGGAAUCUUCUAACCAGGAUUUCUGGAAAACCUGUGAAUUUCGGGAAAGUUAACAGAAUUUUGCUAUUCCUAGUGGGGAAUCAGAAGGCAGCUUGUGUGUGAAGGGGUAUUCUCUGGUCUGAUGAGCUGACUGAUGGUGUCUGUGCUGAAGCCGUAGAAAUAGAAUGACUAGAAGGGGCCCUCUGCCCCAGCGGGAGACCAGGGGCUGGGGCUGAGACCGAGACAGUGGGUCAUCAUUAAUGCAUGGAGACAGAUGGACCUGCUGUCAGCUAAAUACCACCCAUAAUACAGACACACUGACUGACUGCAGCUAAUACCACCCAUAAUAUAGACACACUGACUGACUUGCACAGCUCAUACCACACCAUAAUAUAGAACCACAUGACUGACUGCAGCUAAUACCAACCCAUACUCUAGACCACCACUGACUGACUGCAGCUAAUACCACCCCAUACUAUAGACACACUGACUGACUGCCAGCUAAUAUCACCCGUACUAUAGACACACUGACUGACUGCAGCUAAUACCACCCAUAAUAUAGACACACUGACUGACUGCAGCUAAUACCACCCAUACUAUAGACACACUGACUGACUGCAGCUAAUACCACCCAUAAUAUAGACACACUGACUGACUGCAGCUAAUACCACCCAUACUAUAGACACACUGACUGACUGCAGCUAAUACCACCCAUAAUAUAGACACACUGACUGACUGCAGCUAAUACCACCCAUAAUAUAGACACACUGACUGACUGCAGCUAAUACCACCCAUACUAUAGACACACUGACUGACUGCAGCUAAUACCACCCAUACUAUAGACACACUGACUGACUGCAGCUAAUACCACCCAUACUAUAGACACACUGACUGACUGCAGCUAAUACCUGUACUAUCUGGCUUGCCUACUACUAAGUUAAACUGCGUACUGUGUACUAAUUGUACUGCGUACUGUGUACUAAUUGUACUACGUACUGUUAAGUAUGCAGUAUGCCACGGCCGAAACGUUGUGCAGGUUUCUUUUUUCUUUCAACUGAUCUAGCUGUUACCAAGAUGGCUCAGAUGUGCAAGUACAUUUUUGACAUUUGAAAGUUAAACACACCAAGAGUAGAUAUACUGGUAUCAAUAAAAAAAAUAUAUAUAUAUAUAUACAAACAAGAAACUAUUUUCAGUGGGAAAACAGAAAUCCACUUUGGGUUGAAAAAAAAGGACUUAAAAUAAUGAAAAUGAAUAAAAUAAUAGCUAUAAAUAAAAUACAUACUUAAUCAUGGCCAUAAGGCAGGCCUCCCUGGCAGUCACUUCCUCCUCCCGCCUCGACAUCUGGACCCCUCUGGGAGGGAGAGGAAGCUGCAGUGUAUUAUCUCCCACCUCUUCUUCACCCAUGCAGGUGACAGCUUCCCCUCCAGCCCACACUCCUUCACAAAGAUCCUGAAAAGACACAAGAUGAAGUACAACAUUAACCAAAACAUGAGCCAAGUAGAGUUGUCAACUUUCUGUAGCUAGCUAGACUGCCACAUACUUCAUCAAAUUGGAGUGCCAAGGUGAAACCGUAACGAGUGCAGCUUACCAUUACUUUCACCAUAACACAGGGGUGAAAUCAUUACUCCAAACAGUUCCGUUUUGCAAUGAAAACUAGCGUUUUCUUGUGAGGCCUGUGGGCGUCCUAGAGCAAAAACAACCGACGUGUUCGUGAAAGUCUCACCUUUCCUCAGAUUGGUAGCUCAAACUGUUCGGACGCUACAGACGAUUUUGUGAGAAGACAGAUUUUCUGGAUGUCUCAUGGUCUGACAAACACUGAUCCAUCUCUGUCACCUUUCACCCCAGAUGCCGAAGUGCGACAUCGGUGGAUGCGGUUUGCAAUGCGAGCGUCCAAAGCUGUCAAGGCAAAGGGUGGCUACUUUCAAGAAUCUCAAAUAUAAAAUAUACACUGCUCAAAAAAAUAAAGGGAACACUUAAACAACACAUCCUAGAUCUGAAUGAAUGACAUAAUCUUAUUAAAUACUUUUUUCUUUACAUAGUUGAAUGUGCUGACAACAAAAUCACACAAAAAUUAUCAAUGGAAAUCAAAUUGAUCAACCCAUGGAGGUCUGGAUUUGGAGUCACCCUCAAAAUUAAAGUGCAAAACCACACUACAGGCUGAUCCAACUUUGAUGUAAUGUCCUUAAAACAAGUCAAAAUGAGGCUCAGUAGUGUGUGUGGCCUCCACGUGCCUGUAUGACCUCCCUACAACGCCUGGGCAUGCUCCUGAUGAGGUGGCGGAUGGUCUCCUGAGGGAUCUCCUCCCAGACCUGGACUAAAGCAUCCACCAACUCCUGGACAGUCUGUGGUGCAACGUGGCGUUGGUGGAUGGAGCGAGACAUGAUGUCCCAGAUGUGCUCAAUUGGAUUCAGGUCUGGGGAACGGGCGGGCCAGUCCAUAGCAUCAAUGCCUUCCUCUUGCAGGAAAUGCUGACACACUCCAGCCACUUGAGGUCUAGCAUUGUCUUGCAUUAGGAGGAACCCAGGGCCAACCGCACCAGCAUAUGGUCUCACAAGGGGUCUGAGGAUCUCAUCUCUGUACCUAAUGGCAGUCAGGCUACCUCUGGCGAGCACAUGGAGGGCUGUGCGGCCCCCCAAAGAAAUGCCACCCCACACCAUGACUGACCCACCGCCAAACCGGUCAUGCUGGAGGAUGUUGCAGGCAGCAGAACGUUCUCCACAGCGUCUCCAGACUCUGUCACGUCUGUCACGUGCUCAGUGUGAACCUGCUUUCAUCUGUGAAGAGAACAGGGCGCCAGUGGCGAAUUUGCCAAUCUUGUUCUCUGGCAAAUGCCAUACGUCCUGCACGGUGUUGGGCUGUAAGCACAACCCCCACCUGUGGAUGUCGGGCCCUCAUACCACCCUCAUGGAGUCUGUUUCUGACCGUUUGAGCAGACAAAUGCACAUUUGUGGCCUGCUGGAGGUCAUUUUGCAGGGCUCUGGCAGUCAGUGUUGCUUCCUAAGGGGACAGUUUGAUUUCACAGAAGUGUGAUUGACUUGGAGUUACAUUGUGUUGUUUAAGUGUUCCCUUUAUUUUUUUGAGCAGUGUAUUUUGAUUUGUUUAACCCUUUUUUGGUUACUACAUGAUUCCAUAUGUGUUAUUUCAUAGUUUUGAUGUCUUCACUAUUAUUCUACAAUGUAGAAAAUAGUAAAAAGAAAGAAAAACCCUGGAAUGAGUAGGUGUUCUAAAGCUUUUGACCGGUAGUGUAGGUGAUGGAGAUCAGAUCCUUCCCCUGAAACACACACUCUGGUCCCCCGUUGUGACCAUUUUCCCACGCAUCUCUGUGCAGUCAGACCUUUUGAUUAUUUUGUGCCACCAGGGCCACAAUAAUAUGCCCCCUCUCUGAUUGUCCGAGUGUGACCCCCUCCCCAUUGGUUACUGCAGCCAGUGUUGCCAGCACUGCCACUACCUGGGUGGGGGUACCCCACCGGAAUCCCCACCGGCUAGGUACAAGGUCGUCAAGGUUCUCAUUAGCAGCUUUGAGAAUUUCCUUGUAUAUUAUGCUCUCCCAUCAGGGGGCUCUGGCUUUGUAGGACCAACCCUGCCAGGCAGGCUCAGAAUCUUGAGGGGGCGGUGCUGCUCUCGUAGGUCUCUGACCGCAUUUAUCUUUCUGUUUAGGCUGCAUAUAGGCAACUCACAGCAGGUCCAUAAAACAGAUGGGGACUUCUCUUUGGUGUAUGAGUCGCUCAGGUGGGUGUCUAGGAUAUAGGAUUGGGGACCGUUCCAUCGUGAUAGGACAAUAAAACAAUUAAUUAGAUGUAUCUUUUAUUUUAAAAUAUAUAUCCCUCAUCUGCACAAAAUUGAAAGCUCUCUCUCACAACCCCUGCUCACAGACACACGUUGGUUCUGGGAUAUGAAACCAUUUCCUUUCUCACUCACUUAACGCCACACUUAUUCAAACACAAAAACGCACACCACACCUUCCAUCACAAUUCAUCCCCACAUACUGUGCCUUCUAUGUCUUCUGUUCACUCUGUUUUUAUCUCCACUAUGUUGAUUGAAUACUUUUGUGUUCCAAUUAGUUAUAUUUGAAGAUGUAUUAUUUUGCUAGUUUCUGUUGUCUUAGUAUUCCUAUACAAAAAAAAAUGAAAUAAUAAUAUUUUAACAGUUAUUCUCCUCUGACUGCAAUUUCGACAGUUCUUAAUUUCGCCACUAGAGGGUGAUCAGCCGAUUUCUAGGGGUCUGUGCUCCCGAAGUUGUUGACUGUUUUUGUGCUUGCCAGUUAGCUAGUAGUUCUCGGCUGUUAACAGCUAAUGGCUAGCAGUUUGUUACUGGUGAUAGAAACUGAUGUUUACCAUAAUUUUUUGUAAUUACUGAGUUAUUUAAUGUAACAAAUGAAACAUUAAACCUCGUAAAAACAAUUCAUGGUAACUUCUUAAACACUUCAUUUAGACCAGAUGUUUAUUUGAAACAGGUGUGUGCCGUUGGCCAGAUAGUAAAAGGUUGUCGGCUAUUAGAGACUCAGCUUUUAAUUUAAGUUUUAUGGUAGCCAUUUUUAUUUUAUUUUUUAUUUGUAUCUUAUCUUUAACUCUGCAUAGUUGAAAAAGGAGCCGUAAGUAAACAUUUCACUGUUAGUCUACACCUGUUGUCUACAAAGCAUGUGACAAAUAAAAUGUGAUUUGAGAUCUAGCUAUCAAAACUCGCCGCCCCCCUCUUCCAAUGCAUUUUGGCUGAAAAUCCCAACAAGUGUGCAACAAAUUCUACCAGGUGAAAAUUUAGUAUAACAUCCUGGCAUUUAUAGCAGACUAGAUUUUUUUGCGUGAUUGUGUUUUGUACCGCUAUUGGUUGAUUUCGGUAGCCAAAUAUAUAAUUGACUGCUGAUUAUUAGCUGUUGUCAAAGCCGAAAUGAAUAUGACAUCUGGGCAUUUAAAGUGUACUCGAUUUUCGAAAUGUCACAUAAUGAGAGAGAGAGAGCAAAGCGAGCGGAACAUAAAUUAAUUUCUAAUCUAAGUGAAAUCAUGAUCUCCCAUUUCUUACUUUCAAUCAUAUUUCUUCCUCUACAUCUCUCCCUCCCUCUCCUCCUCCCUCCCUCUCCUCCUCCCUCUCCUCCUCCCUCCCUCCCUCUCUCCUCCCCCCUCCCUCUCCUCCCCCCACCAGCUGAACAAGGCGUUCCAGGAGGAGGAGUCUCCAGUGGUCAUAUACUGCAUUAGCAUGCAGUGGUUCAGAGAGUGGGAGGGCUUCGUCAAGGGAAAGGACAAUGGUGAGUGGUUGGUUCAGAGAGUGGGAGGGCUUCGUCAAGGGAAAGGACAAUGGUGAGUGGUUGGUUCAGAGAGUGGGAGGGCUUCGUCAAGGGAAAGGACAAUGGUGAGUGGCUAGAGCACUGGGAGUCCCUAGCUGUGGCCUCAGGACUAGCAGUAAAUGUUCCCCUUCACUGUAGUGGCCAGUGAAUGGUAGAAGGACAAAUGCCUCUUCAAAUUUUAUGACAAAAUGUAUGCACUCACUAAUUGGAAGUCGCUCUGGAUAAGAGCGUCUGCUAAAUGACGUAAAUGUGAAAAUGUAAUCUAAUCUCCUCUUUAUAUUAAAUGGAAUCCAAAAAUGUAGUAUUUAAGGAUGUAAUAUGUGUAUUAAUUGUUUUGCCCUCUUCUCUCUUAAAGAGCCACCAGGACCAAUCGAUAACGCCAAGAUAGCGAUCAACAAGAAUGGUCAUCUAACACUCAAACAAGGUAAGAGCCAGACUCUUUCAAAGAAAGACAACUUUCAAUUAAACUCUCAGAAUUUUCUGAAUUAGAAAUUGAAUUGAGCCCAACAUAUACCCUGCUGUGUUGCCCUGACAUGACUAGAUGAUUAUUAUUAUUAUUAUGACGUCAAGGUGAGUGUUGACCCCUUUUGGACUCUGGGGAGAUUAUUAGGCAGGUAGCUUAGUGGUUAAGAGCGUUGUGCCAGUAAUCGAAAGGUCGCUGGUUCUAAUCCCCGAGCCGACUAGGUGAAAAAUCUGUCGAUGUGCCCUUGAGCAAGGCACUUAACCCUAAUUGCUCCUGUAAGUCGCUCUGGAUAAGAGCGUCCGCUAAAUGACUUAAAUGUAAAUGUAAAUGAUUAGGACUGUGAUGAUUAUAAUGACAUGGGGUUAACCGUGUCUUGACUCUGGGCAGGUUGAGUUUGUAAUGUGUAUAAACCGUCUCUGUGCUGCUCCUCUAGGCGCCGACUCGGGGCAGAUCUCGGAGGAGACCUGGAACUUCCUCCACUCUGUCCACGGAGGGGGUCCGGUCGUCACGGUCCGGCCCAACGUCUCUCACCCCGAACCAGAGGCCUCCUCGCAGUGCGAGGAGAAGAUCGAGGUGGAGACGCGCUCUGUUUAACACUACAUAACUAACUACCCCAACAGGAAACCCCAACGCCAGCCCUGAGGAAAACAACAACAACAACUAAAGCCUUUUAUUUUGCACUUGGCUUUUUAUUUCAAAAGCAUUCGAUCAAAGGACUUCCUUGACCACCGCAACAUGACAGCUCUUCUUGACUGUUGGGCAGAAGGAAUAAACAUGUCUGAAAAUGAUAUGAUGACAGUCAUGUUUGUACAUAGAUGUAUAAAUAUCUCAUUUCUAUUAGCACUGUAGAAUAAUGCAUGGAAACGGUGUCCGGUCGUUUCCAGAACCAAGCAUUUAUGAAUUUUGUGUGCAGCUAAAAUGAUUUUUCUGCAUGCCAUGUUCAUUUUUUUGUUUUCUCUUGACCAAAAUUGAGCCGAUGUCACUCU
Coregonus sp. 'balchen' is the source of this 29089-nucleotide messenger RNA. The record is from the annotation of a GenBank genome assembly. Lineage: Eukaryota; Metazoa; Chordata; Actinopteri; Salmoniformes; Salmonidae.